Molecule: messenger RNA, 1359 nt
Organism: Cutaneotrichosporon cavernicola
Lineage: Eukaryota; Fungi; Basidiomycota; Tremellomycetes; Trichosporonales; Trichosporonaceae
Exons: 6
Coding region: 1-1359 (452 amino acids)
Source: RefSeq, a predicted model, not a curated record
AUGAAUGAACCAGCAGAUCGACAACCACAACCACCCACAGACGUCCACCUCGUCCUCCUCCUACACGGCUUGUACGGUUCCUCGAACAACCUCUGGUGUCUCGAGGAAGAGAUAUCGCGCGCCCACGCUGCCUCUGACUGCGGGCUCGAGCUCUGCAUCCUCAAUGCCCACAGUUACGGCGGCGCGCUAACAUGGGACGGUAUCGACGUGAAUGCUCAUCGUGUUGCCAAGGAGGUCGACGAUGAGAUUACGGGUUACUCGCUCGGCGGAUUGAUCGCUCGCGCAUUGGUGGGCGAGCUGCACGCCCGCACGCCCUCUUUCUUUACUCUCCAUCGCCCAGCUUCGUUCUGCACCAUCGCAACACCCCACCUCGGCGUCCUACGCUACGGCUCGUGGCGCAGUACAUGGGUACAUGCAGUCGGGCAGCGCCUGUUCAGCCGCACGGGGCAACAGCUCUUCUGUCUCGACCACGACAUUGGCCGACCCCUCCUCGCACAGUUAGCCGAUCCCAACAACAAAUACCUCGGCGCACUCAACGCCUUCCCUCGUAUUGUCAUCAUCGCAAACGCCGUCAACGACUUGACUGUCCCCUAUGCGACGGCUGCUAUAUGUACGCACGAUCCCUUCAUCGACCAUGUCCGUGACUGUCUCUGCGUUGAGCUCGAGGGCAAGACGGUUACGAGGUAUUAUUCGCCCGACCCCGAGGAAGACCAAGUCGAGCUCGAGAUUGCACCCUCACCGCCGAUAACGCCUCCACUCGAAAAGGCGCUCGAUAGGCCAUGGCUCCCGCCAGUGUUCUAUACGAAUUGGCGUGGGCCGCUGCGCUACGCCCUCUUCCCCUUCAUCCCAUUCCUCCUGCCAACAGUACUCACCAUUGUCGCCCUGACCUUUGCAUUCCACUCCUUCCAAUCUGCCCAGCGCAUCCGGCUACACUCGGAGGAGCGGCGCAAGCUGUUAGCGGAAGAUAUCACACCGGCUGAGACGCCCCAAUCGCGACCCACAACUCCCCACCACUCUGACGCAGAGGGUGCGUCGACGCCCCCACUCGCCAGCGCACCCGCGAACCCCUCCCAACCACUCAUAACCCCGCUCCAACAAGAAAUAGUCCGCGCCUUCAACGACCUACCACAACUCGAGCGCAUCGUUGCCUGGUUUCCGGGAGCGUUCAACGCACACGCAGUCAUCAUUGCGCGUAACGCUCGCAAUCCGAGAUGGGCUUUCCAGGGUGAGGGCCGCGAAGUCGUGCAAAAGUGGGCGCGCAAGGUCGUCGCGGCAGUCACGGAGGCGCUUGAGGCCUCUCUCCCUGGAGAAGGAGAUAUCUCGUCACGCGAACACGUCACGCCAACUAUAGAUAUGUAA